AUGGCUUCCAGGCGGAUGAGUGCGCAGAGCACGAUUGCGGACCUCAGGGUCCCGGACUACCCCAGCAACUGCCUCCAAUUCACGCAGCAGCUCACGGCAUCUACCACGCAAACUCUUCCACAGAAAGAUGCGUCUGUUCGUCUGAAUAUCAUUCUCGCUGGUGCUGGAUUGGGAGGCCUCGCAACAGCAAUUGCCCUCGCCCAAGCCGGCCACGCGGUAAAGAUCUACGAACAGACUCCCGUCCUCGGAGAAGUGGGCGCCGGUAUUCAAAUCCCAUCCAACUCAACACGCAUCCUGUUCAGCUUAGGGCUACAGUCGUACUUAGAGCCAUACGUAACGGCGCCUGAAUCGAUCUCGUUUCGGAGGUGGCAGAACGGCAAGGUCAUCGGCCUGACGAAGCUUAUCCCAAAUUUCGUCAACGAUUUCAAAGCUCCGUACUACGUGAUCCACCGGGCCGACUUCCAUUCAGCUCUAUGUCAAAAGGCUCUUGAUGUCGGCGUGGAAAUAGAACUGGGCGCGAAAGUUGUCGAUUAUGAUCCGAUUGUCGGCAGCAUCACGCUUGCCGACGGGACGAAGCACUCGGCAGACCUCAUUGUUGCGGCGGAUGGUAUAAAAUCUGUCGCUCGAAAUGUUGUCCUACAAGGGGAUGAGAUGUGUUUCCAGGGACCUGGUUUCGCUGCCUACCGUGCGGUCGUCGAUGUGGGUAAGAUGAGAACGGACCCUGACCUGUCAUGGAUUCUAGAAAAGCCUGCUCUGAAUAUAUGGAUUGGAGACUCCAGGCACGUCAUGACAUACACGAUCGGCGCUGGGAAGGCUUUCAAUAUGGUCCUAUCACAUCCGGAAAUGACCGACCCCGGUACUUGGAAACCGGAGACGGCACUCGAAGACAUGAAAGCGGAAUUUCAGGGCUGGGAUCCAAUACUCUCAAAAAUCAUCGGCAUGGUUGAGAAGACCGUCAAAUGGCCUUUGCUCACCGGGACGUUACUCAAAAACUGGACCGUUGGAAAGCUCGUUAUCCUCGGCGAUGCUGCCCAUGCUAUGGUACCAUACAUGUCGCAAGGCGCCGCAAUGGCAGUAGAAGACGGCAUAGCCCUAUCCCGCUCCUUGUCACACAUGACCUCCAAAGACCAGUUGCAGAAAGCUCUGAGUAUUUUCCAGGAAGUGCGAAAGAAACGCGCCGGCCAUAUGCAGGAGGCGAGCCUGCUGAACGGGAAAUUGUGGCAUUUCCCAGACGGAUCCUUGCAGCAAGCGAGAGACGAGGCGAUGGCGCCUGAAGUGCAAGGGAUCCCAUUCAGUCAUAGUCCAAACCAGUGGAGCGAUCCGGCGACGCAGAUGUGGUGCUAUGGGUAUGAUGCUGAGGAGGCGAUCGAUAUUGCUUGGAUGGAGAGUCUGGAGGCGCGGGUUGAUUGUGUUCAUUAG
Aspergillus welwitschiae is the source of this 1419-nucleotide messenger RNA. Its product is annotated as putative salicylate hydroxylase. Gene Ontology annotation, biological process: secondary metabolite biosynthetic process. Lineage: Eukaryota; Fungi; Ascomycota; Eurotiomycetes; Eurotiales; Aspergillaceae. The record is from RefSeq and is a predicted model, not a curated record. Gene Ontology annotation, molecular function: FAD binding; monooxygenase activity. The transcript is spliced from 6 exons. Bases 1 to 1419 code for a protein of 472 amino acids.